Phycodurus eques (leafy seadragon) is the source of this 3740-nucleotide messenger RNA. Its product is annotated as protein phosphatase 1 regulatory subunit 12A. Gene Ontology annotation, molecular function: enzyme inhibitor activity; protein kinase binding; phosphatase regulator activity. Gene Ontology annotation, biological process: signal transduction. The transcript has 25 exons. The record is from RefSeq and is a predicted model, not a curated record. NCBI's taxonomy places the organism in Eukaryota, Metazoa, Chordata, Actinopteri, Syngnathiformes, Syngnathidae. Gene Ontology annotation, cellular component: A band; cytoplasm; Z disc. Bases 84 to 2825 code for a protein of 913 amino acids.
GGGGCGCACCCCGAGAGAAGCUUCCAACCCAAGCAACUUCUCCCGCACUAUGAGCUGAUUUGGUCCGGGACAGACGAGGGAAGAUGGCGGCCACUGACCAGUCCCGGUCCGAAGCUGCCAAACAGCGACGGCAGGAUCAGCUGCAGCGAUGGCUGGGCUCGGAGACGGACCAGACUGACUCGGAAGCUCGGGAUACAGCGAGUAGCUCGGGGACACGGCGGCCGAGAGUCCGCUUCGCCCAGGGAGCCGUGUUUAUGGCCGCCUGCUCCGCCGGGGACCGAGAGGAGGUGGCGGCGCUUCUCCGCCAGGGAGCUGACAUCAACCACGCCAACGUAGACGGGCUGACAGCGCUCCACCAGGCCUGUAUCGAUGAGAAUGCAGAGAUGGUUCAGUUUCUGGUGGAGAGCGGGAGCAACGUCAACACGGGCGACAAUGAGGGCUGGACCCCUCUGCACGCCGCGGCAUCUUGUGGCUUCAUACAGAUUGCCAAGUACUUUAUAGAACACGGUGCCCACGUCGGCGCGGUGAACAGUGAAGGGGACCUUCCUCUGGACGUGGCCACGGAGGACCCCAUGGAGAGAUUGCUGAAAGCAGAAAUCAAAAAGCAAGGAAUUGAUGUGGACCAGGCCCGAAAGGAGGAGGAGAGGAUCAUGCUUCAGGAUGCCAAGGCGAUGCGAGACAGUGGUGGCACUCUGACACCUCACCCAAACACGAAGGCAACAGCUUUGCAUGUUGCAGCAGCCAAAGGAUACAUCGAAGUUUUAAAAGUGUUGUUACAAUGUGGGGUGGAUGUGGAUAGCCAGGAUGUUGAUGGUUGGUCGCCCCUGCAUGCAGCAGCUCACUGGGGGCAGGAGGAGGUGUGCACGAUGCUUACAGACCACAUGUGCGAUAUGAGGGCCGUCAACAACGUGGGCCAAACACCUUUCGAUGUAGCAGAUGAGAACCUAGUGGACACACUUGAGGAGCUGCAGAAGAAACAGAAUGCUUUACGCACAGAGAAAGAGAAACAGACUCCUGUCAUCGAGACAAGCCUGCAAAUCUCCACAGUACCAGUACGCACACGCAGGACUUCGAUCUCGCGCAUGAGCAGUAAGGAAAAAAUCUGCCUCCAUGAGCGGGAGAAGCACCCGCCACCUGCCUUGCAGAGCAGCCCCGCGGAGGACGAGGAGGACGAAGGCCAAACCGCGCGGACCCAGUCACAAAUACAGCCGAAAGCCUCCAGUAGCUCCAGCUCAGAGGAGGAGAGCGAAUCAGAGAGUGACGCUGAGUCUGAGAAAGCAAAAAACCGAGAGAUCAUAAAUAACUUGAACAACAAACGCAACACCAGCAGCCUCCUUCCUACCUCCAUGCCAGCAGGCACUGCUGCAAACCAAGUCAAAAAGGAACCAGGAAAAACCCCAGCCACCGAGGCGCCGGGCUCGUGGAGGACAUCACUGAGGAAGGCAGGCAGCUCGGUAACUCUGGCCUCAUCUGAAUUGACUGACUCCAGCCCAGACCAGAACAAGCCUCCGGAGUCAGGCCUGGGGAUGACCCGCUCCGCUUCCAGUCCCCGUCUCAGCUCUGAGACUGACCCCAAGGAGCCAAGACUUGCCCGAGUUCCUCCUAUUCCAACAAGGAGACUCUUCAGUAUUCCAGACAGUAGCCCUGACAACUCCAACAGUUGGCUGAGUCGUAGCUCAUCCUACACCCGUCGCCUUCACAGCCAAUCAGGGAAUGACCUCACUAGCUCCAACCCCUGUUUGCCUCGCAGCUCCUCUUACGGAAGGAGACUGGAUGAAGCCAGCAUGAACUCAGGUAGCACAGGAAUAAGCACAUCUGGACUCAGUCGCCUUAACAGUGCUUUGGCACAGAGACUUCCUCAGGAACAGGCUGAGAAGACUCAUCAGUCAGCGUUGGACGCCAGCGCCAACCCUCAGAACACAACCGGCCCUGAAUCCGAGACCAAGCAGCGGCGCAAAUCUUAUCUGACACCAGUUCGGGAUGAGGAAGCAGAGGCACAGAGGAAAGCUCGCUCGCGGCACGCACGGCAAUCUCGUCGCUCCACUCAGGGGGUGACGCUGACAGAUCUGCAGGAAGCUGAGAAGACCAUGAAGACCAUGAAGCAGGACAACCAAGCAAGCGAAAAGAAGGAUGAAGAUGAGAAGGAGAAAGAGAGAGAAGCAAAGUCUAAGAAGGGAGAGGAAGGGGAAGUGAGCUGGAGGUCUCGGAUAGCCAGCCUGCAGAAGUCUGACCUGCUGGGUCUCACGCAGCCCGCCGGCACCCCACGGCCUCAGACCACCGACAGGAGAGCGACUGAGGCCAGUGUCGGGGAGAGCGAGACUGAGCGAUGGGCCCAGGAGCGCAGGGAGAGGAGACAAGCUCGGGCCAGGAGGAAGGCUCAGAGGAGCGGGGAGCUUGAUGACAAUGAUCCCAGCGGAGAAGAAGAAUUCUCGGGCAGCCGGCUAGAUCCGCAGUCAGACCAGCUCUUGGGUUCCAGACUCAGGUCCAGUGCACACUGUAAUGAGGGCUGCGAGAGCAAGGAUUUCAAAAAGCUGUUUGAGGAGGUGACCAGAGAAAACAGCCAGCUGCAGUCUCAACUGCAGGACACGCAGAGGAUUGUCAGUCAGACACGGCUGGAUCUAGAAAAGGCCACACAGAGACAAGAGCGCUUCACUGACUGUUCAGCCCUGCUGGACCUCGAGAGAAAGGACCGCAGGAUGCUGGAGCGGCGAAUGGCAGAGCUGGAGGAGGAGCUGAAGGUUCUGGUUGACCUGAGAGCAGACAACCAGCGGCUUAAAGAUGAGAAUGGAGCACUGAUCCGUGUCAUCAGCAAACUCUCCAAAUAGACAGAGAUGGGGCGGGACGCAGAAAGCAGGGACCCUCCUUCUUCUCUGCCUCCUCCUUCCAUCCAUCCCUCCACACACAUUCCUCUCCAAGCCAAAGAGCAAGAGGAGGGGGCAGCCGAACGUUGACUAGGCUUGUGAUGCCUUUCAAACAGCUGCAGUGGCUUUUGUGUGCCUUGUCUGUUUGUCACAGGAAGCGUUUUGGUGUGACUGACUGGUCCCACAGAAGCCAAAAUGUCCACUUUGUACCACGAUUGUUCAUUGGACUGGCUGUGCACCCCCCUAUGUGUGCAUCCUAUACAUCUUUUGAUGCACAUCCCCUGAGAGCACAAGGCCAAACGGUCUGAAAUCUCCCACUUGGUAUUUAAUUUUUGUGAACACAUUUGCGUCACACAUUCACAAGUUUGUCUGACUGGCCGUCCUGUUCUCGUGAUAUCGAACAGGAAAGAUUUCGUCGAAGAUUCAGCCAAAAGCUGUUUUCUCAUCACAUGGAAGUGUUUGAACCCACCUACCUCUCCACCUAUGCACCCUCCCUUACCCCCAUAUAGGUUUUUAUUUUUUGUGACCACACACACACACACACACACACUCACUCACUCACUCACUCACUCACUCCAUGCUCUUAAAUGAAAAGACCGCAAAGCCAGGUCACGGCACUUUACUCUCCGCAAAGCAAUAAAAGACGCGCAAAACAAAAUGGCUGUUCAGUCGAAGCCUAUUAAGCUAUGAAUGUUUUUUUAUCAUUGAUUAAAAAUGUCAUAGUUUUUAGUUGUAAAUUCCUCUCUCCCAAGAGAGCAUGGUUAUGUAUAGUAUAUGUGUAUAAAUAUUAGUCUAAUAAUACCCUUUUUGAAGUAAAAUGCCAUUUAGCCUUCCUUCACAUGUUGGUUUUCUAAUAUAUUAAAAUGUCUGCACCUCAAA